Molecule: messenger RNA, 4826 nt
Organism: Ctenocephalides felis (cat flea)
Lineage: Eukaryota; Metazoa; Arthropoda; Insecta; Siphonaptera; Pulicidae
Product: protein transport protein Sec31A-like
Exons: 25
Coding region: 92-4060 (1322 amino acids)
Biological process (GO): COPII-coated vesicle cargo loading; endoplasmic reticulum organization; intracellular protein transport
Cellular component (GO): COPII vesicle coat; endoplasmic reticulum exit site
Molecular function (GO): protein binding; structural molecule activity
Source: RefSeq, a predicted model, not a curated record
UUGUAGUGGUGACGUGCAUGUCAUAAUAAAGUGUUCAGGCAAAGCAAAGAAGUAAAUAUUAUUUGCUUUAGUUGACCAUUAACAGGUCAAGAUGAAACUGAAGGAGAGUCAGAAGACAGCCAAUAUAGCCUGGUCACCGGCUACAGUCCAUCCAAUAUAUUUAGCAACAGGCACCGCCGCCCAGCAAUUGGAUUCAAGUUUUAGUACAUCCUGUUCAUUAGAGAUUCUUGGCUUAAAUGCCAAAAAUAAUAAUAAAGAAUUCGAAUCGAUCGUAAGUGUCCAGAGUGAGGAUAGGUUUUAUAAAUUAGUUUGGGGUAAUCAUGGCGACAGAAAAGGUGCCAUUGUUGGAGGUUGUGAAGCUGGAAAGAUUAAGGUUUAUGAUGCUGAAAAGUUGAUUAAUGGAGAGGAAGGACUUAUAGCAAAGCAAGAAAAGCAUACAGGGGCUGUUCGAGCUUUAGAUUUGAAUCCUUUUCAAACAAAUUUGCUGUCAUCAGGUGCUAGUGAAUCUGAAAUAUACAUUUGGGAUUUAAAUCAAACAGAUACACCAAUGUCUCCAGGAACAAAAACACAACCGAGUGAAGAUAUUGUUUCUUUAGCCUGGAACAGACAAGUACAACACAUUUUGGCAUCCUCAUUUCCUAGUCGUUGUGUAGUGUGGGAUUUAAGAAAAAAUGAACCGAUUAUUAAAUUAACUGAUAGCCAAUCACAUUUGCGAUGGUCGUGUGUUUGUUGGCAUCCAGAAAUAGCUACACAAUUAGCCUUAUCAUCAGAAGAUGAUCAAAAUCCUGUAGUUCAAAUAUGGGAUCUCAGAUUUGCUACAUCGCCAUUAAAAGUAUUCCAGAAACAUUCUCGAGGUGUGUUAUCAUUGGCAUGGAGUCAACAAGAUCCAAGUAUAUUAUUGUCAUCCGGUAAAGACAAUAAACUCUGUAUUUGGGAUGCUAACAGUGAAGUUCCUGGAGGAGAACUUCUUUCAGAACAAUGUUUAUCUACGCAAUGGAAUUUUGCAGUAAGUUUAAGUCCACGAGAUCCUUCUCUGUUUGCUGUGUCAAGUUUUGAUGGAGCAAUAAGUGCUCACACUCUUAUGGGAGGCUCUUUUGUACAGGAAGUUCAGUCAACAAAAAAUAUUGCUGAUUCCUUUCCUGGCAUGGAUAAUUUCCAACAACAGCAAGCUGCAAAUCAGUUUAAUUCUGUGAAUAAUACUGUUGUUCAACAUUCAAGUGAUCCCUUAAAACCUCCAAAAUGGUUAAAGAAGAAAGCUGGUGCUAAGUUUGGGUUUGGAGGUAAACUUAUUUCAUAUACUUCUGAGCGACCAAAAACUGUAGAUGUGUCUCAAAUGGUAACAGAACCUGAGCUGGUGACUCGAUCUCAAGAUCUUGAAAGAUGUGUACAAAACAAUACUUUCUUAGAAUAUUGUCUUGAAAAGGCAGAUCGAACUCAAGAUCAAAACGAUAGAUAUUUAUGGUACUUCUUAAAGGCCAGAUUUGCACCUGACACCAGGGGUGAACUUUUGGAUUUAUUAGGAUACAAAACUGAUGAUGUUACACAAAAAUUACGUCAACACGUUCAAUUGAGCCAAACAAACCAAGUUGAUAAUCUUACAGAUCAGAUGGCAAAUCUCAGUCAAGGUGUUGAUGGUUCUGCUGCUUUUGAUGCUAUUGCAGCUGCCGGACAGAAAGAGAUUAUAAAGGAUCUUAAUACUCCUCCCUCCAUUCCAGUUAAAAUAAAUACUGGUGAAGAUGUCGAAGGUUUGAUAACAUUAGCUAUUUUAUCUGGCAAUAUUGAAGCAGCUGUCGAACUUUGUCUUGAUUGUGGUAGAAUGGCUGAUGCCAUAAUAAUUUCUAUCACAGGUGGCUCUGAGCUUCUUGCCAGAACCCAACAUCGAUAUCUGGAAUCUCAGGCAAAAACAAAAUCAGCUUUAUCGCAUUUAAUAUCUGGUUUAGUCACUGAAGAUUGGUCUCGCAUAGUGUCUGAAUCGGAUCUGGAUUCCUGGCGUGAGGUACUUGCUGUUAUUUUAAAGAAUUGUAAUGAAGAAGAUGCCUUCAAGGAAUAUUGCGAAACUUUAGCCCAUCGUUUAACAUCAGCUCAACGUUUUCAAGAGGCUGCACUCUGCCACGCAUGUGCUGGUGAUGCUGAUGCCCUUGCCAAACGUGUUACUAGUGGGGGAUCAGGUGAUGCUUGUGAUGUUAAUGCACUUAUGGACGCUGUUGAAUUGGUGACAGUAAUGCGGGCGUCUGCUGCUAUGCGUGGGCAGCAUCUUGAGCUUUCUCCAUCAACAAGUACAUUGUUAACACGGUACGCAAUGGAGUUGUCAACUCAGGGAUCUUUGGAAACAGCUCUAUCACAUCUUGGCCAAAAAUCCACUGUGCCAGCAGAGCAGACAGAAUUGGAUGAAUUGAGAGAUAGACUUUACUGUGCUUUAGGCCUAACUGAUCCUUAUAGAAAAAAUAUGCAAGUACAGCAAACCUCACAAAAUUCUAUGUACCAACAGCAGAUGAGACAACCUAGCUAUUCUCAAGUAAACAGCAAUCAAACACCAAUGUUCAAUACUGGAUUACCUGGUCAAAUUCCAGUUUCCUCAAUGAUGCAACCACCUAAGCCAAUGAUGCCACCUACAAAUCCAAUAAUGGCAUCUUCCAAUCCAUUAAUGUCACUUCCAGCUAUGCCUCAAACAAAUCCUAUGAUUCCAACACAAAGUUCUAUACUUUCUCCAUCGAGCAUGGCUAACCCAUUGUCCCAACCAUCAAUUCUUCAACCGGCUAGCACUCUUAUGCAACCUCCUCCAAGCACCGGCAUGAUGCCACAGCAACAGCAGCAACAACAGUUUGGUCAACCACCAAGUAAUGUUUUCCAACCCCCAUCUAUCGGUUCCACGAUGUUCCAAUCGCCUAAUUUACCACAGGCGCCGCAGCCUGUCCAACCACCGCCGAUGCAGCCUCCACCUAGACCUGUGAGUGUUGGAUCAUCUCAUGGAUCUGUUAGUGGUAGUUCUAGAAGUAAAUACAUCUUAGAUCCUUCUGUACAAUCAGGUGUUACCAAUCCAUAUGGUUCUGUAUAUAACAAUACAUCAUACAAUAGUCCAAUGCCUUCUAACUCAAUGUACAAUUCGCCUGUAAAUGCCAAUACAGUUACGAUGAGCACAAUGUCUGGUCAAUUCCAACAACCAGCAAGUCUUCUGAAUCCUAUUAGUUCUCAACCUCAACCAACAAAUGCCCUACUUAACCCUAUGUUGAAUUCACCACAAGGAGCAGGUUUUGUCAAUCAAUUCCAACCGCAAGCACCACCUCCUACUCAAAUGCCAAGUAGAGCAAACCCUACACCACCACCAGGUUGGAAUGAUCCACCCGUACUUAAUUCUACUAGGAGAUCAUCGGCAAAGCAUAUUCAUGCAGACCAUCAAGCAACAACUGCACCGAUUACACAUCCGCUGUUUGGCCAACAGCCACCUCAGCAGCAGCCGAUGAUGUUGAAUUCACAACAAAAUCAACAAAUGCCAAUGUUGAAUCCUCAGCAACAUCAACAACAGCAACAACAACAGUUCAUGAACCCUCAACAACAACACGCGCAAUUUAACACGGGUUUACCAAAUGCUCCUCCAGCCAUGAUGAAUCAAAACCAACAAUUUAAUCAGAAUUAUAAUAAUGGAUAUGUUGAUAACUUAAAUAACCAAAUGCAACAGAAAGUUGCUACACCACCGGCUCCAGAGCCUGUUGAAAAGUUCCCCAUUCCAGAAGAGCAUAUUUAUCUUCAAGUUGUGCUAGAUGAACUUAGAAACAAAUGUGCUCAGCACGCUAAUAAUCCGCAAUUGAAACGAAAAUUGGAAGAUGUAUCUAAGAAGUUAGAGGCCUUAUACGAUAUGCUUAGAGAAAAUAGAUUAUCUGAUCAUACGCUUCAAGUUUUGCAUCAAAUGGUGCAAAUGAUUCAAAUAGGAGACUAUGCAGGUGGUUUAGGUUUGCAUACAGCCUUGGUUUCUGGUCCAGACUUUGCUCAAAUAGCAAAUUUCAUGCCGGGACUUAAAGUUUUAUUAUUAUCUGCAUCUCAAUUACAAGUUGUUCUUCGAUAACACGGAAAUUAACUUAACAAUUAAAACUAACAAGAUUAAUUCCUGACACCUGUUGCAUCGCUUUAGACAAGCGUCUAAUUUGAAAGUAAAAAUACAUUUGAGGUGAUUACAAACAGUCAUACUUUUGAAGUAUUAUUUUAUACAGCUUGAAAUUUAUUGAGUUAAAUAUGUUUAUGAUAUAUUAAAUGAUGUUUGGUUUGAUAUUAAUCUCGCCAAAUUUUAAAAUGGCGAGAAACACUCAUUAUAGAAAUUGUGCAAUUUAUUACAGUGCCUAUAGGAUUUCUUUUCAAAGUUUUCAUAGACUUGCGUUCCAUUAUGAUGAUUAUUUGCAAUUUUUUCAUCAUAUAAUAUUUCAAGAACGUGAAAACUGAUUUUUUCUUUGGGUAUGCAUAUAAUCAUUCACAUCAUUUUAAUUCUUAAUUUAGCAUUCAUGAAUUUUGAUAAAUCCAAAGCCGUACUUUACAUAAUUUAACUCCGAAUAGCAAUGAGUAGUUCUUAUCAACAUUUAUUACUACAUGAUGUGAAAAAUAAAUGCGAGGUUAUAUCACAAUUGACUUCUCGAACAUAUUAAUUUCACAUUUUCAAAUAACAUAUUUAUGUCGUCAUCUGCCAAUGAGUAUGAAUAAGUCUAGGCAAUUUUGAAAGCAUUAGCGAAAGGAGCCAAAAAUUAAUUCAUGUUUAAAAAUUUAUUUUUAGAAUUAGUCAAAUACAAAAUUACGUUGCAAUAAGAUUCUAUUCUGUAUUGUUAAACAAAUUAUAUUUUAAU